AUGGAGCGGGUGCAUAUUGCAUCCUUUGUUGUUGGAAUAACUGGGUUAAUAAUUGGAAUUGUCGGAAUAGUAUUAGCAAUUGUUUUUGGAACUGCUUCUCCAAAUUGUCCAAUUUGUCCAGAAAGUGCAACAAAUCAAUGUAAUUCGAAAUUAUUCUCUCUUCAAACAAGUCUAACAAAAGAAUCUUGUCCUUGGAAUGAUAACCUCAGAAUACCUAAUAGUAAGGAGUUCAACGAAACUUCUCAAAAAGUUGCACAACAACUUCAAAAUUCUAUUCAAUCUGGAUUGAACCAACAAUCAUCCACAACUCGUUUCAAAUCAUUUGCAGUUUCACCAACUCAAAACGCUGUGACAGUUCAGAUAACUGAAUUCAGGUGGGUUAAAAAGGGAGAGAAAGAGUAAAAACAAGAACUCGGACACAUUUCAACAUUUUCUAGACAAGACAACAAUGGACUCACUCAAGCUAUUGGAUCCGGAGUAGUUUCAUCAGCCAAACCAAUUAAUCAAGUUCCUGACCAAACUCAAGUUGAAACACAAAUUCAAAAUGAUAAAACAACAGUAAAUGGUACUGUCAACACCUCUUCGGUUGUUUGCAAGACAGAAAGUAAUCCAGACUGUGAUUGCUCUACUACAGCCGCAUUUGUUUCAUCAACACAAGCAAUGAGCACUAACAAUCCACAAACUACUGUAGUUACAAGUGCUCAAUCGUCUUUUGGAACAAGUACCACGACUUCACGGCCAACUUCACGACCUAUCAUCACAUCGACGGCGGCUAAAGCGACAACUCAAACUACAGCAGUGCCAAGCACUUCAAUUCCAUCCACUGGAGCUCCAUCAACACUUUCACCAAGUACCACUGCUCAGCAGACAACAAAUGCUCCGUCCACAGCUCAAACAACAACUAACGCGGCAUCAACUGUUCAACCAUCUACCAAUGCUCCCUCGACUGCUCAACCAUCUACCAAUGUUCCAUCAACCUCCCAACCAAGCAGUAAUGCUCCCUCAACUGCACAACAAACUACAAACAUUCCAUCGACAGUUUUGCAAACUACAACCACUCAAAGUUCAACAGUUCGAUCGACAACCACAGGUACAAUUGCACAAAGCACAUUGAUUUCAACAUCACCAUCAUCUACGGUUUCCUCAAGCACAUCACCUGGUGUUUCGAGUACAAAUAUUCCUUCCACACAAUUCUCCAGUACAGGUGUGACAUCCACACCCAGCACGAAAACCAACUCUCCAAGCACUUCUAUCCCAUCCACUUUAGCCAGUUCUACUGUUCCAUCAUUACCUAGUAGUUCUAAUGCUCCCUCAACUGCUCAACAAACUACCAACAUUCAAUCGACCGUUCAAUCGACAAAUGCACCAACCACAGGUACAAUUGCACCAAGCACGUUGAUUUCAACACCACGGUCCUCUACGGUUUCCUCAAGUACAAAUGUUCCUUCCACAGAAUUCUCCAGUACAGGUGUGACAUCCACAAACAAACCCAGCACUUCUAUCCCAUCCACUUUAGCCAGUUCUACUAUUCCAAGCACAUCAUCUAGUAGUUCUGUGCCAAGCACAAAUUCUCCAUCGACUGUCUCAUUAUCCACUAAUACCCCACAAUCCACAGUUGUCUCAAGCACAUUUUCUCUUCCCCCAACCACUUCCACCUCAAAUACCCCUGUUCCAUCUGCACCAUCCACAGUUUUAUCAACAACGCAAUAUAUUUCUACAGUCCCAACUACAACCGCAUAUUUACCAACGUCACCAAAUCCGAAUCAAUGUUUCUAUCAAUCAAAUGUCGCAGUUGCUUUCGAACUAUCUGAUCCAUCAUCAACAAUUGAUACAAAAAUUCAAAACUUCAUACAAAACAAGCUUUUUGCUAAUCAAGCAGUGUAUCGUUUAUCCAAACCAAACUUGGGCGGAACACAAUUGGCACUUGUUCCGUAUCCAACAGUAUCAGCAAGUUUGAUGAACUAUGGUUAUGCCGGAGAUGUUUCAAAAAUUUCAUCAGUUCUAAAAGCAAUGGAUCAAUUGUCCACUGGUGGAGAUCCAGAUAUUUCACAGUCAUUUACAACAAUUUCAUCUUUAUCCCGAAAUGGUCAACCAGGUUUCGUUAUUCUGAUAGGAUAUUCAGAUGCUUUUGUCAGUCAAUCAAUUCAAUCUGCAAACAAUUUGAAAUCUCUGGGCUUCAAUAUUUACACUAUUUCAUACAACACAGCUUCGAAUUUCUCGCCACUUCAAAGUCAAAGCGGUUAUGGAGCAACUAUCACAAGUGAUGCAGAUGAAGACACAAUUUCGAAUAAUUUGGCUAAUCUUCUCAGUAAGUUAAUAAUAUAUUUUAGAAAUUUCGAAUUACUCUCAAUGAGCGUUGAAAAUUUUUUUUUGAAAAAAAAAAUUAUUUAAAAAUCUAUCUACCAAACUCAACAAAAUUACAGACAGUACAUAUUGCAACCAACUGCCAACGACUGCCUUGCCUCCAAUCACAACAACUGUGAAUUCGAAUCCGUCCACUGGUUCACCAAGUUCUACUAUCCAAGCAAGUACAUCACAGUCAACAAUAAACCCUUCAACCGGAGUCGGAAGUUCGACUGCAGUAACAAGUUCAAAUCCAUCUACUGCUUCAUCAAGUACCAUUCAAUCAAGCACAUCACAAUCAACGAUAAACCCGUCGACUGGAGUCGCAACUUCGACAAGCACACCAUCAACUAACAAUCCAUCAACUGGAGUACCAAGCUCGAAUGCCCCUUCAACAAGCUUACCAUCUACAUCAGUUUCAUCAACUAAUGUACCAAGUUCGACUCUCCAAACCACAAAUGGUCCAACAACAUCUACAUUCAACCCGAGCACAAUUUCUAGUAGCACAUCUAAUCCUUCGACUACUGUAUCCUACACAACAACAACUCCACAAUGUGUAUGUGAAUGUUCAAGCACAGCUCCAUUCACCCAAAGUACAGUCUCACAAUUUGUAUCAAGUUCAAUUGCUCCGACUACAACUGCACCAGGUACAACUGCCGCUUCAACAACCAAUCAACCAAUAACAUCAGCGCCAUCAAGUUCAAUAGCUUCGACAGUUGCACAAACCACAGCCGCUCAGUCAACAAUCAUUUCAUCUACAAACAACCCUAUCACAUCUGCCCCUUCAACUGCUAAUCCAUCAACAAAUCAGCCAACUACAGCUGAUCCAUGUACAUGCGCUGGAGAUUGGGUUUAUUCUGGUGAUCUUGCAAUUGCAUACCAAUUUACUUCCAAUGAUCCAAACUAUCAAACUACUGCCAACUUCUUGAACCAGACAAUUUUCGGACCAUCUGUUAUACAAAAUUAUGAUUUACAAGGUUAUACUCAAGCAGAACUUGUUCCAUAUCCAAAGGACACUAACAUCCCAUAUCAACCAUAUGGUUCAAUUGCUUCUGAAGCAGCAAUCGGUAAUUAUCUUUCGAUCUAUCAAGAAUUGUCAAGUCAUUUAACAGAUGCGAAAAUAUCAGAGUGAGUCUUGCGAUUUUUUUAGUAACUAAAUCAUUAUUUUCAUUUUCAGCGCUCUUUCGCAAAUUCUGAACAAUCCUGGAAAAUCUUCGGCUUCUUCAAUUAUCAUUGUUGGCAGUGAUGCAUCAGAUCUUCCAAAUGCACAGCCAAUCGCUGAUCAAUUGAAAGCAAAGAACUACAAAAUUAUCACAGUUUCGUCUGGUGUUGCAGCUCAAACUUUGCAAUCUUUAGCUUCACCUGGUGCUUCCUUCGCAAUCACAGAUGGAGAUAAUUCAGAUGUAGCCAACAAUAUUGCCAAUAUUCUAGGUUUGUUAAUUAUCAUUAUUUUGUAACUUUGUUUUAUGUUUCAGUUAAUUUGAAUCCUGCUUGUAACAAAAAUGGUAAAACAAUUUCUCCAACCACAAGAUGCACACCAACUGUCGGACCAUCAAGUUCUGCACCAAACACAAUGACACCUUCGACACUUGCUCCAAUAACAACGGCGCCAUCAAGUUCAAUAGCUUCGACAGUUGCCUCAACCACUGCUGCUCAGUCAACAAUUAUUCCCACUACAAAUAACCCAAUAACAUCAUCGAGUUCAAGUGGAUCUACUGUUGCACAAACCACAGCCGCACAAUCUACAAUAAUUUCAUCCACCAUAAAACCAACAACCACUGCACCGUCAACUGUCAUUCCAUCAACAAAUCAACCAACUACAGCUGAUCCUUGUAAUUGUGCUGGAGAUUGGGUUUAUUCUGGUGACCUUGCAAUUGCAUACCAAUUAACUUCCAAUGAUCCAAACUAUCAAACUACUGCCAACUUCUUGAAUCAGACAAUUUUCGGACCAUCUGUCAUACAAAACUAUGACUUGCAAAGUUAUACCCAAGCAGAACUUGUUCCAUAUCCAAAGGACACUAACAUCCCAUAUCAACCAUAUGGUUCAAUUGCUUCUGAAGCAGCAAUCGGUAAUUAUCUUUCGAUCUAUCAAGAAUUGUCAAGUCAUUUAACAGAUGCAAAAAUAUCAGAGUGAGUCAUGUGAUUUUUUUUAGUAACUAAAUCAUUAUUUUCAUUUUCAGCGCUCUUUCGCAAAUUUUGAACAAUCCUGGAAAAUCUUCAGUUUCUUCAAUUAUCAUUGUUGGAAGUGAUGCAUCAGAUCUUCCAAAUGCACAACCAAUCGCUGAUCAAUUGAAAGCAAAGAAUUACAAAAUCAUCACGGUUUCGUCUGGUGUGGCAGCUCAAACUUUGCAAUCUUUGGCUUCACCUGGUGCAUCGUUUGCAAUUACAGAUGGAGAUAAUUCAGCUGUAGCCAACAGUAUUGCCAAUAUUCUAGGUUUGUUGAUUUUGAGUGAAACUAUUAGGUAAAAUAUUAUUUUUCAGUUAAUUUGAGCCCUGCUUGUAAUAAAAAUGGUAAAACAAUUUCUCCAAGCACAAGAUGCACACCAACUGUUGGACCAUCAAGUUCUGCAACAAACACAAUUACACCUUCGACACUUGCUCCAAUAACAUCGGCUGCAUCAACAUCCUCGAUUGCCUCUUCGAUCGCAUCAACAGCAUCUCAGACAACUACAGUUUCAGCACAAUCUACAGCUAACACAGCGAGUUCAAUUGUGACAUCGGCAUCUUCUGGUUCGUCUAUCAGUUCAACAUCAGUUUCGACAACUAUUUCUGGAACAACUCAACCAGCUUCCACAAUUAUUGCAUCGUCAACAACUUUGGGAGUAGUAACAAGUGCAGUCUCUCAAUCAACAAAUACAGCAACUUCUACAGUUCUCCCAGCAACAUCUACAAAUAAUCCAACAACAUCUCUACCUCCCCAAGCUUGUACAUCAGCAUUUGUUGGUGACAUUGCUGUCGCUUUUGAGAAUACACAAAUUAAUCGUAGUGUUACCGACUUUUUGGCCGAAAACUUGUUUAAUAACCAAGUUUAUUCAUUCAGUGAUGUGACACGAGUUAUCAAUGUUCCAUAUCCAGAUACAAGUUCAUAUGGAACAUUAGUGCAACAUUGGGGAGAUAUCAAGUAGGUUAAAAAGCUCUCAGAUAAGAACUCGCGAGAAGUUUCCAAUUCAUAUUUCAUGAAUAACUAUUUUUACAGAUCGCUUGCUAGUUAUCAGCAAAAUAUCAACGACUUUGUUGAACUAGUCACACUGAAAACGGCCCCAACUAUAAAUGAGGCUCUUCAAUAUAUUCUAACAUCACGUCCGAACAAUGGUGUAAGCAAUAAAAUAUUGAUAAUAGCGGGUACAAAUGACACCGGAGUUGAUGCCGCAACAACUUCUUUGAGUUCUUUGAAAUCAAAUGGAUACAAUGUUGUUUCGAUCGCAAUCAACAACCCAACAAGUCGUUUCAAUACUAUGUCGAAUAAUUUCUUCAGUGUUGAUGAUGGAAAUAAAAAUGCUAUCGUUCAACAAAUUGCGAACUUGAUUUGUAGCUUGGGACAGGUUGGAACAACAAUCAACCCUGGAACUGUUUCAUCGACUAUUCAACCAUCCGGAUCUCCAACUACAGUUAUCCCUGGUAGCUCCACUGUAGCUUCUGGAUCUUCAACUGUGCAGCCAUCAGGGUCACCGACAACAGUGAUUCCUGGUUCAACGACAGUACAACCAUCUGGAUCACCUACAACAGCGAUUUCUGGAAGCUCAACUGUAGCUUCUGGUUCAUCGACUAUACAACCUUCGGGAUCGCCAUCAACUGUAAUUCCUGGAUCUUCUACUGUUCAAACCUCAGGUUCCCCCACAACAGUGAUUCCCGGUAGCUCAACUGUAGCUUCAGCAUCUUCAACGGUCCAAACUUCGGGAUCGCCAUCUACUGUAAUUCCCGGAUCUUCCACUAUUCAACCAUCCGGAUCUCCAACUACAGUUAAUCCCGGAAGUUCAACUGUAGCUUCCGGAUCGUCAACUGUUCAGCCAUCAGGUUCACCAGCAACAGUGAUUCCCGGAUCGUCUACUGUUCAAACUUCGGGAUCACCAUCUACAGCUAUUCCUGGAUCUUCAACUUCCGCAUCUGGUUCAUCAACUGUUAUGCCAUCAGGUUCACCAUCAACAGUCAAUCCUGGUAGUUCAACUUCAAUUCCUGGAUCUUCGACUGUUAUGCCAUCAGGCUCACCAACAACAGUGAUCCCGGGAUCGUCGACUAUUCAAGCUUCGGGAUCACCAUCUACAGUUAUCCCUGGUAGCUCGACUGUGGCUACUGGAUCUUCAACUGUUAUGCCAUCAGGUUCCCCUACAACAGUGAUUCCCGGAAGUUCAACUGUUCAAAGUUCGGGUUCACCAUCUACAGCCAUUCCUGGUUCAUCGACUGUUCAACCAACUGGAUCUCCAACAACAGCAAUUUCUGGUAGCUCAACUGUAGCUUCUGGAUCAUCAACAGCGCAACCCUCAGGGUCACCAUCAACUGUGAUUCCCGGAUCUUCGACUGUUCAAACAACUGUGGUCAGUGGUUCCUCAACUGCAGCUCCCGGAUCAACAACAGUAAUUAGUGGGUUAAACAACUUCUUAUGCAACUUACAGAAUAUUUUAACAGGCUCAUCCUCUUCUGCGUAUAGCACAGUAUCAUCGCCAGUAAAUGAAUGUGGAGAUACACCUUUCUUGGGAAAUAUUGCAGUUGCUUAUGAGCUCAAUGAUGAUUCACAGGUAUUUUUUCUAGGAUAAAAACAUAUUUUUACCGUCGAUGAAAAUAAAUUCAGGACAUUUCGAACUUCCUUGGAACAAUCUUGUUUAGUGUGAGUAACAUUUACCAAUUUGGCCAAGAUACAAAAGUGAUAAACGUGCCGUACCCGGGAACAUCAAACUACACUAUCAGUAAUUGGAAUGAUAUAACGUUAGUUAUCAAUUUAAUUAGUUUCGAUAACUUUUUUCAUUUUCAGAAGUCUUGAUUCUUAUAAAUCAAACAUUGACACAUUACAAUCGGCCGCCAAUAAAACAGACGCCUUAAUAAGGGUAGUAGAUGCUCUAGAGUAUAUUGACACAAACCGAACACCUGAACCUGAAGAUACUGGUGACAACGUUCUCAUUAUUGUUGGAACACAAGAUGACGUAUUUACUACAUCAACAAAUUCAGCACUAGCUAAACUAAGAGCCAAAGAUUUUAUAGUUAUUACAAUAUCUCUGAACAAUCCGAACAGCAACUUGAAAAAUUAUGCAGAUGAACCAGAUUGUAAGUUUUAUAUUUUUUGAGUUUAAUAUUUAACAUCAUUUUUUAAAGAUUAUUUUGCCACUGACAAAACAAAUCAACGUUCAACUGCAGUUCAGAUCUCGAAUAUUUUAUGCAAAUUAUAA
Molecule: messenger RNA, 7721 nt
Organism: Caenorhabditis angaria
Lineage: Eukaryota; Metazoa; Nematoda; Chromadorea; Rhabditida; Rhabditidae
Source: the annotation of a GenBank genome assembly